Molecule: messenger RNA, 736 nt
Organism: Sitophilus oryzae (rice weevil)
Lineage: Eukaryota; Metazoa; Arthropoda; Insecta; Coleoptera; Curculionidae
Gene: Vha13
Product: V-type proton ATPase subunit G
Exons: 3
Coding region: 120-470 (116 amino acids)
Biological process (GO): proton transmembrane transport
Cellular component (GO): vacuolar proton-transporting V-type ATPase complex
Molecular function (GO): proton-transporting ATPase activity, rotational mechanism
Source: RefSeq, a predicted model, not a curated record
CGACAAAAAUCGAAAAGUUGAUCAUAUGAUUGUCAGUGGGUUGGUCUGGUUUUGCGAAGUUCACUCGUUCAUUUAAUUUUUCUAAACUAUAUCUUGAUAUUAUUCCUUUCUGAGGAAAUAUGGCAAGUCAGACACAGGGAAUUCAGCAAUUGUUGGCUGCUGAAAAAAGAGCUGCAGAAAAAGUAUCCGAUGCCCGUAAACGUAAAGCAAGGAGGCUGAAGCAAGCAAAAGAAGAGGCUCAAGAUGAAAUCGAAAAAUACCGCAAAGAACGUGAGCGUCAAUUCCGUGAAUUUGAGGCCAAGCAUAUGGGGUCGAAAGAGGACGUUGCAGCAAAAAUCGAUGCCGACACCAAAAUUAGAAUUGCUGAAAUGAACAGAUUAGUACAGGGACAGAAGGAAAAGGUAAUUGAAGACAUUUUGGCUUUGGUAUAUGACAUCAAACCAGAAAUCCACAAGAACUAUCGCCAAUAAAAAGAUAUAACCUGCAUUUACUUAAAUUUUGCAUUUAGGCACUAAAGUGUAUAUGUAGAUACUUAAUGUAUUAUAAAUUGUUCAUUCCAUUUUUAAUGUAUAUUCAAAGUAUUUCUUGUUCUGAUUUAAGAUGUUUAUCUUUUUGAAAUCUUCACAUUUCUGUAAUGGUGCAUUUGAUGCCUUGCUAGACAAAGAGUUUAAACCAAGGUUUGUUAUAAAUGUUGUAUUUCUGAUUUUUUUCAGACAAAUAAAACUAUAUAAAUAUU